Messenger RNA from Hylaeus volcanicus, 9923 nucleotides. RefSeq lists its product as uncharacterized. Bases 1782 to 7802 code for a protein of 2006 amino acids. The transcript has 3 exons. Gene Ontology annotation, molecular function: RNA polymerase II cis-regulatory region sequence-specific DNA binding; DNA-binding transcription factor activity, RNA polymerase II-specific. Gene Ontology annotation, biological process: regulation of DNA-templated transcription. The record is from RefSeq and is a predicted model, not a curated record. Lineage: Eukaryota; Metazoa; Arthropoda; Insecta; Hymenoptera; Colletidae.
AAACCAGCCCAGUAUUCAAAAUUACAAGUACUUUCAAACUGUCUCGUUAACCAACGUUCGCAUCGUCGCUUUCUUGAACACCAAACAAAAUCAUUUCACCGACAUGGAUACAUAUCGGAGAGAAUGCGUCUCGUUAAAGGACGAGAAACUAUAUACCCUGGAAGUGUUCGUAGACUAUGUCAGUUUGUACGCUGAGAAAUUGGCCAGGGUCGACCCGUCGGCUCUAGGCGUCGAUAUGCAAUUCGCAGACAUGCCAUUGUUUCGAAUCUUUCAAACUAAUUUCUUAUUAACAAAAUCUGAGAGAGAUAAGGAAAUGACGCGAGAAGCAGGCUUUCGUAAUGUGUAUUUCAACGCCGGGAAAUUGUACAUCUUCGUAAGGAAUCCUGGCGAACUGGUAGAGAGUUUGCGGUCGAAACCAUUAUUAUUGGACGUGUAUAGGAUCAAGGAGAUCCACAUAUGUCCCGAGGAGGUGAUAAAGGAUCCCCUGGGAAAUUCAAAGAUCCCGAUGUCUGGUUGUCUCUGUGAUCACGUAAUGAUGGCGAGCAACGACAUUUAUCAUCUACCCAGAGCGUACCAAGUGAACAAUACAUUCGGUCUCGUGGACGAGGAGAACCAUCCAUCUGGCUACAUAGCCAUAUCGUUACGGUUAACGUGCUUCGGUACCUACACGACCAAUUCUUUCUCUAUCGUGGGACAGAAAAUGCUUUUUAAGAAUAGUGGAUCGUUCAACGAGUUUUUGUGUACAAAAGUGCCCUACGAAGACGAGGACGAAAGAAGAGCAGCGGAGGCCAGUACGAGAUUCUGUCUACCCGACAAGGUGUUCGAGACAAGCGAAUUAGACACACCUCCUAGACCAGUAAACAUAGCUGGACUUGCGUUUGUUUGUAGAGAAUUGUCUAAAAGAGACGGAUUUCCCGCGGAGGUGAUUCCCCCGAAUUAUCCGCCGAAAAUACCGUACAUGGACGUCGAGGAGAGGGAAUUCGACAUUGAUAAAGCACGACGCAAAGGUUUCGACGACAUCAUUCCUGUUCGCCCCGAAUUCAUGAUCCAGAAGAAUCUUUUUUCGGAACGAACUGGAUGCACGAACGUCUCCUGCCCUGGUACCAUUUGUAUUGGGAAAAAAUGCUGUUGAAUUAGAUCUUCGUUCGUUACUCUUUCAAAUUCUUCCGUACAGAACAAUCAAAUCAAAUCAAAUAAACGAUAAGAUUUGUAAAUAAAAGUUCAAACACAUUCUGUGUAGGCAGCCUUUAAUACUGUAUGAUUUUCAAUUUGAAUUUUGCGACACUAGCUGCAAAAUGGCGGAACGCCACCUAACCUCACGGACCAUACUAUGUCCGUGCCUAUUGCCUAACCAACAUAGACGUUAUUUCGUAACACUAAUUCGAGAGUCUCUACCAUCUCUACAUAAGUUUGUAAUUCUGUGCUUUAGAUCAUUUAGAUAGCAUUUUAUCGUAAAGGAGAAGGGGAUUUGUUUAGUUUACGAAACGAAUUCAUUUUCGCUGAUCGUUCAACUUACAAUUCGAAAGAUGUCACUUAUAUACUUGUAAGUGAUGCAUAACUCGAUUCAUUGCGUGCGUAUAUACCUCGUGAAUAUACUGUUUGUGAAGGUUAAAAAUUAAUAUAUUUGUUAGAAUAUUAGUAAAAGUAUGCUAAUGUAAAGCAUAAUUGUGAGGCAUUAUGUACAUUGUAGCAAGUAGUAUUGUUACAUGAACAUAGAAUGAAUCGUACCACGUAUCUUCUCCGUGUACUCCAACUUCAAAUUUGUAACUUUGCUGUGAUUUAUGAGAGAUUUCAAUGAAUUGUUAGUUAUGGAUUCCGAUGAAGAAAUAUUUGAUACACGUAGCUGCUACAAGAGUAAAGUUGCUAUGUCAUCGGUGUCACAAAAGCAGAUCUUAGAUCCUUCUGAAAUAACUAAAACCAUGUUGGAAACUAAACCUUACGUUCGAAGAAAAGAAUCCGAUAAUACUAAUAUUAAUAGGAUCGAUUUACUAAAUGAAAAUAAUAAUGUAGAAGAAUUGUGUAAAGUAUUUUGCAAGCCAGUUUCUGUAAGUCUUACAAAAUUACCCACAUUAGAUGGAAAAGGCCAACCCAUAAAGAAAUUGAGUAAAACUCGAGCUGAACGUAAAAAAAAAAGGAAAAAGAGAUUUAAGUUAUCCAGGAAAAAAUCGCAUAUUAUGCAUGCAAGAAAAAAAACAAAACAAAGUCGGACAUCCGAUCCAUGUGGUAUAGAAGACCAUGUUCAGACACAAAUUGUGGUUGUUCGUAAAAAACGGAUGACUAAGAAUCGUAAGUCGCAUACAAAAAAUGUAUUAAGAAAUAUCAAACAACCAUACAUAAAAUUGCAUAGAAUAGAUGAUAUGAUUAAUAAAAUAGCACAAUCACUGGCCAAAGUAAGUCCUAAUAAAGAAGAUAAAAUAAAUGGACUGACAGCAGAAAACAGAAAAACUAGGAGCAGACAAGAGAAAAAAUUAAUAACACCCAAAAUAUCUGCGUUAACUUUUCACUCAUUGGCAUUACAUACGGACAGAAAUGAUAGUUCUACAACUGAAAGCAUAAGUGGUACGAAUGAAAAUAUACAACCCGGUCAGCAUACUUGCAACAAUAGCAAUACAUUAUGCAACAUUAAUAAUAGGCAGACAUUGAAACGAAGACGUAACGAUACUUUUACUAACGACGGCGCGAAUAGUGAUUUCUGUCAAAUAAUUUCAGAAGAAACAAAGAGAUUAAGACUAGAUUCAUUAAAACAGGAACCAGAAACUUUGAUAAAGAUCAAGAGAGACGAUUCAUAUCCCGACUUAGCGACAAGUACUGCUGAAAGAGGAUAUAUGAUUAAAAUAUCGGCAAAUGUUUGCGACGAACUACGUUUGCUUUCUGCUAAUGAAUUUAACGAUGUAUUUGAAAAAAUUGAGUACGGCAACACGAUUGAAAUAAAUAAAGAAGGUUGUGCUUCCAACUAUGUGCCUUUAGAAUUAAAUCCUGUAAAUACACUAGAAGAUAAUAUUUGUCCAAAGUCGAAAAAAAACAAUUCUACAAAUGUCGAAGAAUCAUCACUGGAAAAUAAUAAAAGUCAAAACCAAAAGCCUGAACUGCUUACUUCGGAUAAAGAUUUAAUACGAAAAUACAAAUUAUUUAAAGAAUUAAGGGUCAGCUUAAUAAAAUUUGAUUCUAUAAAUGGCUCGUCUAAUAAUACAUACUCAGCCAGGGAAAUGGAGCAUUUAAUAGAAAAAUAUGCAAAGACUUUACAGAAAGUUACUUCUGUCCAUACAACUGAACUUCCAUUACUUGAUACGAUAAACGAGUCUAUUGUUGAAAUCGAACAAGCAGAUAAGUUGAGUGGAACUGAAAAGAGUACAUCUGUACCAAUUUCUAGCACGGAAUUUCGGACGGAUGCAAGCAGUGUAAAAUGUAUCGUAGAUCGUCGAAAUGUAAAUGAGAAAUUAGCGAGUAUCGUAAAGCCUGUUUCAAGUAUGUCUCCGUGUUUGAGCAAAACGGUAAAAAUGCAGCAGGAUAGAAGUUUAGAAAAUCCAAAUAUUUCCAUAUUUGGAACAGGCUUUCGAAAUGAUUGUUCCGAAAGAAGAGACGAAGAGAUAGCACGCGGCAAUUUGGAGCAGGAAUUAAUUCCUGAAACUCGUGCGAAUUCAUCUAUUUCAGACAAAGCUUCCACUAAAGGUCCUACAUCUUCUUCUAUAAUUAAAGAUACUGUUAAUAAAAUUAAGUCGAAAGACACAUCAAAUAAAUGUUCUACUAAAUCUGCUAACAAGGUAUUAAUUCCACUUUCAAAAGGAAAAAAACUGAACUCAUUGUUUUCUAAUGAGAAGUUCGAAAAACUACUUAGGAAAGCUAGACUUUCGAAAGCUGUGGAUACUAAGAAAUGUACGCGUUCCGUUGCCAAACCCAGUAGUUUUCAAGAUGAAAGUUUUAUUUCUAGAAAACAUACAUUUGAAACCACGUCGCCUUCUAGUGGUUCGAGUAACAUGUUUACAAUUUAUAAUUCCACUAUAACUUCUCCGACAAAAUAUAAAAAAUCUGUAGAUAAGGAAGAUAGUAAUAAGGGAAACAAAUCCUCUGUUGCCUAUAAAUGCAUCGUUUGCGAUAGUAGUUUUGGAGAAUAUUCUAUUCUGCAACAACAUCUAUCCAAACAUACGCAAGGACAGACGACCCUUUCAUUUAUUUUACCAAAAUUGCCUACAGUCGAAAAUACUUCAGCAGCUGUAAAACAACAAACAAAAUCUCUUUGUUUAAAACAAAAAGAAACAAAUUUGCCGCAGUCUUCGAAUGAAGAAAUACUUGUCGAUCCCGCACCGACGUCUAGUAAAAACGAGAAAAAAAAGAAGUCACUGCAGCAAAAGGUAUCUCCGAAAAAGGAUGUAAAAAUAAAAGGCCAGUGUGAAAAUAGAAUGAAAAACAACGUAUCCAGAAAAAUUAAAAGUUCAAAGUUCACAAACGAAUGUACUAUGUGUUUACAAGUGUUUUCAUCGAAAACUGAAUUGGCAGAUCACAUCUACAUGCAUACAGAAAAUGAGCUACAAGAAGCGUAUAGAAUUGAAAAGGAAAAACUGGAAAAAAUGAACAAAGAGAGUAAUGAGAAAAAGUUGAGUGAAUUAAAAUUGAUCGAAGCAAAGAACGUAACGAACAAUAGGAUCGAUGAUGGUGAAAAAUCGUCGAAAGUAUCUAACGAAAAGGAUAGAAAUUGUUCGGAAUCGUCAGUUAUACGAACGCAUAAUGGUUCGAUAAUGGAAGAUUUUCAGACUAGAACUGUCGCAAAAGAAACAGUAACCAGCAAACUAGAAGCGAGCAAGUCGAUCGUCUUGGAUGGAAGUGAAUGUAAAACGGUUCAACCGUUUCCUGUACAAAAUAAGUCGGAGAAAGAGAAGAUAAAUAAAGUUGGUCAUAUUAGGAAAAAAUUUACUGUAUGCCAAUGUCAUAACAAAUCGGAAACCAGUUUAAGUUAUUUGCAGAUCGAGAUAAUUCUUCUCUGUCACGUUUGCAGAGUAUUAUUUCGAACCAUGGAAUGUUUCGAGACUCAUUAUCGUCUUUUCGAAUACGCAGCUUGUAAUCAGAAUCGUUUGGACAGCAGUCGAUCUCCAUAUUUAUUCUGUGCCAGUUGCGGUAUGUUGUGCAGUUCGGCCGAAGAUUUGCACGAACAUCUAAAAGCACACUAUCGUUUUAAACAAAUGUGUACAAUGGACUUUCGUUGUAACAUCUGUAAAGUUAUGUUCAUUGGUAUCGGAUCACUUUUUUAUGCUCAUUGGUCGAAACAUGUUAAGGAACCGUUUUGGGUAUCUAGCGAACAAUCGUUUCCAAAAACUUGUGUGAUACAUAUAAAAUCAAACGGAGAAUACAAACAGAAUGAAUGUGGUUCGAGCAGAUUUACAGAUACGUUCAUUCAAAUAGCAGAAAAUAUCUGUAGUAAUUGCAGGCUGCCUUUUCUUACCGAAGAGUAUUUAAAAGCACAUAAACUGACGUGUAACGAACCUAACAGAACAACAAAUACAACUGUACAGCCUUAUGUUAUCACGCAGAAGUACCCGAUACGUUUAAUUUGUAGUCUAUGCGGGGGCGUUUACUUUGAUAAAUUCGAGUUAUACAGACACAUGAGAAUCAAACAUGAUUUUGGUUCGAAACCUCAAGUUGUGCGUAUGGUUCUUACAACUACCAGAACUGUAUUCAUUUGCAGUGUUUGUAUGGAAGCAAGCGAUAGCAUGGACGACUUUGAGAUACACUGGUUUAGACAUUAUACGUCUCGCCCGUACCUCACUUGUACAUUUUGCGAAACUAAUUGCAGUAGCGUCAUUUCUUAUUUAGACCACGCCAAAGUACACGGAUCUAAAAUGAAAGAAGAUAUACUAUCCUGCAAAGUAAAUUAUCGGAAGUGUGAUUUCAUUUGCCAGCUUUGCAAUAUCGGUUUCGACUGUGAAAAGAGCUUGAACGACCAUGAAAUUACUCAUAACAUAAUGUCUCGAAUAGUGCAACCUGAGAAUAACGCGGUAUCGGAUCAGAAGAAAUCUACGUUCACUCCAGAAACAAACAAUAUUUUGAAAAUUGCAAAGCUGAACAAAUUGAAUCUCGAAAAACUGAAAGAAAAAUUGACACAGGAGGGAGUAAACAAGGGCGAUCAAGCAAUAGAAAAGAACGCGCACGAAUAUUGGUCACAAUUGAGUAGAAAUAGGGACGGGGAGAGAGUAGUUAAUAUAUUGGAAGAAAACGAAGAGGAUUCCGAAAAUGAACUGGUGAUAGACUUGUCGGAACAAUCAACAGCGGAUCGCGAUCACGCAUCUAUUCCAGCAUCCAAUGUACAAACUUGUACAGUUUCUGAAAAUACCGGAUACGUUGUAACAACUGCACAACUCUCGAAUGGAGCAACCCAGAUCACUCGAAAUGUCGUUUUAUCUUCGAAGGAUACUAUAACUCCUCGAAACGAUACUUUGAAUAAAAAUAUAUCUGAAAGCAGUGUACAAGUUUCAUCCGCUCUUACGAACAAUAGCAAUCAUUUCCAAACUAUUUCAUCCGCAAACAAAGAGAUGCCGAUAACAGCGGAAACAGAUGAUUCCGUGAAACCAAAACAAGGUCUGUUACGCGUAAAAAAUAUUGCUGAACUUAUAGGAAACACGGAUUCCUCGCAUUUAUGCCACAUUUGUAGAUAUGCUUUCAAGUGUUCGGAUGACUUGAUACGGCACGUACUGAUUCAUACAAACCAGAAUCAACAGGAUAAUAAACAUCAAGUUUCUAGGAAUCGAGUUUCAGUUAAUCAAAACAGUUCGCCUAGGCCGUCGACGUCUUCGAAUACUUGGAAUUACGGCACACCUACAAACAGUAAUCAACAACUCGCGAGUACUGACACUACAAAAAUAAACAAUCACCGACUACAAUCGCAAUUGAAUACAAAUCAAGGGAGGUGUUCAAAUUCUUCCCAGCAAACAUCGCAAUCUGCUUAUCAUAAAAACUUGCCACCCUGUAACGUUCUCCAAAGAAUAGUUGUACCGCGUUACUCCAAUCAAAAAAGAAACGAAGCUUCUACAAGAGCAGCAGUAAACUCCGUGGAAGGAAUCUCUUAUCCAUGGAAUAUACAAGCAACAUCUACCAUAUCCUGCUCCGACGAUCAAUGUCAAAAUACAUCGAAAUGGAAAGGAGAUUCAAAUAUAUUUUUACCAAAACUAAACGAAGUUAGUUUGACGAGUAACGAUCAACAUUACAAACAACCUCUACGGAGUACUCCGAAUCAUUCGGAAAUAAACCAUGUCACCGCGACUGUUCUACAUCAGAAUCUUAAUCUUGCUCCUAACGACCUGAGUAACUGUAUUCAAGGGCCCACGCGCAGGGAGCAAAUGGAAUUUAAUCAGUCGGCGAUAGGAAAUAUGUCUACCUCCUUUCAUUAUCAGAAUACCUCGGCCGGCGGAAUGGUAGUCGUAAUUAACGAAACCACGCCUACCGUCUCGACUAUGCCGUCAGUAGAGAUGUUACAAGGACACUUGCACCAACAACAGCAACAAAUUUAUCAACAACUAGUCCACAAUGACCAGUACAUUGAACAACCACAGAAUGUAAUCGAUUAUUCUGGAUCGAACGAUUGCCAGAUGCUAACUAAUCAAGACGGAGCUCAGAUCAGACAAAAUGUUACCACCCACAAAAUUAGUCAACAGUCUCCACAGCUAAUUUGCGCUUACUGCCCGAAACCUAUUAAGUUCAUUUCCGAGGAAUCGUUCAAGCUACACGUACAUUCUUAUCAUGGUACUCCGUGCGAUAUUUGCGGUAUGCGUUUGAAAGGUUUCCGCGAAUUGAAUAGUCACAGAAUGAAACACUAGCUGUUAUAAAAGUUGUCGAGAUUGUAAAGCGCAUUGGAAUGUCAAUGUUUUAAUCUUUUGCGGUUUUUACAUCGAUAAAGUUUGAAGUUUGAAGUAAAUGUUCCGAAAUCGUAGAAUCUGGACCGCGUUGGACACGUUGAACGUGUAUCGAUUAAAAUAUUAUUUAGAUAGUAUAUGCUCGUUUGGUGCCACGCCAACCUAAAAAAUACCUCCUACCUGUAUCAUACUGUUUUCUAAGUUUUUCUUAAGUUUCAUCGAUAUGCUUACUGCCAUUACUACAUAUAAGAAAUUGAAGCAGUUUUGGGCUAGCGAGCAUAAAAUUUGAACCGAAACCAAAGCAUUUUAAAGGAGAGAUAGACGAUGAACAUAUCGACCCCUUGUUGGCCGAUGUGUUUAAAACGAUACUAUUGUGGCUUUUGAAUAUAGCGCCAUAAUCAACGGAAUAUGGAACAGAAUGUUAGCUUUAACUUUGACUUAGUCAUAUACGAGCACAGUUACAUAUUUAUAAGUGAUAUACUUACAAACGUAUAAUGAACUAUAUGGAUACUUUGAAAGGAUCUUGAACGUCGACAUCGAAUGGAUCUUACAGUAUAAUGUGUUGUAUAAAUUAUAUAUGAAUCCUUUAUUCCAAAUGUAGCAUUGUCCUUUUUAAUUUCAUCACAUUGUUUCUUGUUUUUAUAUUUUUUGUUAUUUAUUAUAAAAAAUGGCAAUUUGCUGGACUAUAUAUAACGUGUAAGGAUACACCGAGAGUGAAUCUCUAUUACACAAAUUUCCAAGGUUAGCCGGUUUUUGUAAUUAUUGCCUUUUCAAGCUAACACUCGAACGAAUAGAACGAACAAUGAUAUCAAUUAUUAAAUAUGCUACGUAAAUUAAAUAUUAAGGUAAAACAUAGUACUGUUGCGUAAUAUCUGUGAUGAACAAAAUAUUUUUGUAUCAUUCCAAUGUAUUCAUAAAUUAAUCAUUACCUCAUUGCUCUCAUCCAUUAAACACAUCCGCGGGUCGCAGAAAAAAGAUAAUCGGUCGAAUAAAAUUUUACCCAUCUCCGAAUGGCAGAUAGGGGUGACCGUGUGUGAUCGUAUCGUCCAGAGAAUUUCGCAACAGACUACAACGCGUAAAACUAUUUCUGUUACGAUUUUAUAUGUAUAGAUUACGCGUUUCGUACGCGUAUACAUAUGUUAAUAUAAAUAAGAAUGUUAUGCGUUAUAUUAGUACUCUAGCGAUUAAUACAUAUAUAACUUCUUGAGCCAGCGUUUAUCAAAGUGUUUUCGCAUUUAUCGUUGUCACCUGAAGGUAGUACCUUCGAAAGGUUAGUCGAAAUGAUUCUGUCGAUGGAUUUGUAUAAUAAUACGGAUAAAAUCAUUGGUAUAUUUGUACUUAGUACGGACGGAAUCGUUUAAGUUUAAACCAAGUGUACACCGUACAGGAAUUUUUCUCGGAACAUUAAAACGUAUAAGAAAUGCCACACUGGACUAAAACACUAAUCCUGUGACCAGAAUACGAAAUUCUAAGAUAAGACUGGGACUACCUUACAAACGAUCAAGUAUUUACUUCCAUUUCUAAUGACUAGUUUGGAGACUGAACAAACAUUGAUAUCUUUUUUUUUACAUAUUCAAGUAUUCUGUAUCAUAGUGAGAUUACUUCGAGCAUACAUAUAUAAAUCGACGUUUCAUAUCUAUUCGUACAAUACGCGGUUUUCUUUAAAGAGAAUUUCAAGCAAGACUUAACGUUUCGAUCACUGUUGGAUCAUUCAAUAUUUAUAGCAAUAGCAACUCCCUAAUUAUGUAUUAAUAAUGGUAAUGUCACGCGAAGAUCACUUACGUUACGACAUAUACGAACGUUAAUUUGUAACAACGUCCAACAGUUGGCAUCAAUUUUAUUCGAUUCCCAUUUUUAGACACUUUCCUUCAAAGAAAGUUGAUAGUUUUAUAUUUGACGUAAUAUCCUCUCAAUUUCCCGAAAAUAUAAAUGAUCCUUACGAAACAUUCUAUUUUUAUCGGAUGCGUUCACAAGCGAAGAUGUUGAAAAUGUGAGAGCUCUUUCAACUCCAGACCGAUAUUUGUUACAGUCGGGGUUCGUGUUACUUUAGCAUGUAAUAAGACGAAUAAAUAAAUUUUAUAAAUA